Messenger RNA from Drosophila santomea, 375 nucleotides. RefSeq lists its product as uncharacterized. NCBI's taxonomy places the organism in Eukaryota, Metazoa, Arthropoda, Insecta, Diptera, Drosophilidae. The record is from RefSeq and is a predicted model, not a curated record. The transcript has a single exon. The coding region runs from base 13 to 375 and encodes 120 amino acids.
UACGACAUCGAAAUGGAUCACAAGCGGAUAUUAUUUUUGUUCAGCAUAGCUGCCCUGCUCCUAUGUAAUUUUGUAAGCGCCGAUGAAACGGAAUCGGAAGUGCUGGCAGAGGAGCCGAGCUCCACCCAGCUGCUGGCGGCCGGGGAAACUGCCCAGGCUGAUUCUGGAGAUGAGAACGUUAGGAAAGUGCGUCAGUACUUCGGGCCACCACCGUUUGGACCUCCGCCACCACCUUUCUUUGGGCCACCGCCACCACCGUACUACGGCGGUGGUUUUGGUGGCGGAUUCGGCGGUGGCUUCCAGAGAACUCGAGUGGUCACCCGCACCCGUUACCGCGGUCGCGGUGGCUACUACGGCGGUGGAUUCUACGGCUAA